GCGGCUUCCGGUUCCUUGAGCAAGCAAAGCCGAAAACCUCAAACUCAAGCUCGGCUCCAACGUCCAUCUUCCUCGGAAACUCCGAAAGAAACCCGAAACCAAAGCUCCCGACUUUGGAGAACUCGUCACAUGCGCGCCCUCCUCCAUUGCCGCCACCACCACCACCACCAUCAUCUCCCUCGCCAAAUCCUGCAAAACCCACUUCGGCCGCGCCUCCCUCUCGCCGAGAUGAGCUGCUCCUCCCUCGCCCUCUCCCUCUCCCUCCCCUCCGCUUCUCCCAAACCCCUCCGCUUCGCCGCCGCCUCCUCCUCCUCCUUCGAGCCUCCCCUGUUCCUGCGCCUCCCCGGCGCGGCCCGUAAUGGGUCCCCCGGCCUCGGCCUCGGGCAGGUGGGUCGCCGAUCCAGGGCCUUCGUGGGUGUCUCCGUGGGAUCCCAGACGGCCGUCGACGACGGGCUGUUUCUUGAGUACAAGCCCUCCACCGCUUUCUUGUUCCCCGGUCAGGGUGCACAAGCAGUUGGAAUGGGAAAAGAUGCCCAGAGUGUGCCUGUCGCUGCAGAAUUAUACAAGAAGGCAAAUGACAUUUUAGGGUAUGAUCUUCUAGAUGUUUGUAGCAAUGGUCCGAAAGAAAAACUUGAUUCAACUGUUAUAAGUCAGCCAGCCAUCUAUGUCACAAGUCUGGCUGCAGUUGAAAUAUUACGUGCUCGGGAAGGAGGUCAACAGAUAAUCGAAUCUGUCGAUGUUACUUGUGGGUUAAGCUUGGGAGAAUACACUGCUCUAGCAUUUGCUGGAGCUUUCAGCUUUGAGGAUGGGCUUAAAUUGGUCAAACUACGAGGAGAAGCAAUGCAGGAAGCUGCUGAUGCAGUGAGGAGUGGUAUGGUCAGUGUCAUAGGUUUGGAUUCAGAGAAGGUCCAACUGUUGUGUGAUGCAGCUAAUGAAGAAGUUGACGAGGAAAACAAAGUUCAGAUUGCAAAUUACCUCUGUACUGGCAAUUAUGCAGUCUCUGGAGGCUUGAAAGGAAUUGAAGCAGUAGAAGCUAAAGCGAAGUCGUUUAAGGCUCGGAUGACGGUGCGUCUAGCUGUUGCUGGUGCUUUCCACACAAGCUUUAUGAAACCAGCAGUCUCUAGAUUGGAAGCUGCAUUGGCUGCAACAGAAAUUAAGACUCCUAGAAUACCGGUCAUAUCCAAUGUUGAUGCAAAACCACAUGCUGAUCCAGACACAAUUAAGAGGAUAUUAGCCAAUCAGGUGACUUCUCCUGUUCAGUGGGAAACGACAAUCAAGACUCUCCUUACAAAAGGGUUGAAGAAGAGUUAUGAAUUAGGGCCUGGAAAGGUGAUAGCUGGUAUUGUCAAGAGAAUGGACAAGAAAGCUGAGAUUGAAAAUAUCGGGGCUUGAAACUUCUGCAUGGUUCCUAGAAUUUGUAGCUGCCAUUUUGUCUUCUCAUAUGGCUUCUCAGAGUGCAGAGCUGGAGUUUCUUGCUUGACCUAAUAGAGUUGUGAAGAGCUCGAGGUUCCUUUUCUUUGCUCACCUUCUCCGUUUUCCUCCCUUUAAGCUGUUCAUGAUUGCAUACAGAGGAACUAGAUUUACCAGCACUUGCUUUGUAUGAAAGAUUAUAUUGGAUAAGAAGUUGAUCCCUGAAGGGAGGAAUAAAGAGUUAAUUGCUUUAUUACACACUCUACUGAAUAA
Eucalyptus grandis is the source of this 1683-nucleotide messenger RNA. RefSeq names its product malonyl CoA-acyl carrier protein transacylase. The transcript is spliced from 10 exons. Bases 130 to 1392 code for a protein of 420 amino acids. Lineage: Eukaryota; Viridiplantae; Streptophyta; Magnoliopsida; Myrtales; Myrtaceae. Gene Ontology annotation, molecular function: [acyl-carrier-protein] S-malonyltransferase activity. The record is from RefSeq and is a predicted model, not a curated record.